AUGUUAUCCUUUGGAUGGAAACAAUUUGCUUUCAUCUAUUCGCUUCUGGGUGACUUGGAGACAUGUGAUGUUACAAGGACGGAUGUACAGGUUAUCCUUUUUCUUAUUUUGUGCACUUUUUAG
This is a messenger RNA of Haemonchus placei, 123 nucleotides long. NCBI's taxonomy places the organism in Eukaryota, Metazoa, Nematoda, Chromadorea, Rhabditida, Trichostrongylidae. The record is from the annotation of a GenBank genome assembly.